Molecule: messenger RNA, 292 nt
Organism: Acaulospora morrowiae
Lineage: Eukaryota; Fungi; Glomeromycota; Glomeromycetes; Diversisporales; Acaulosporaceae
Source: the annotation of a GenBank genome assembly
CUUAGUCAAAUAGAGCCUAGUAAAAUAUAUCGGGAUCCGAAUUUACACUUAAAUGAUACAAAAUAUUUAAAUAUGUCUGAUGCAUUAGAAUGUCUUAAUGCUAUAGCCAAAGAUAUAUUUUAUCUACAAACUCUUAUGGAUAAUAUUCGUAAAGAGUAUAUUCUUGAUAUAUGGAACAAUUGUGAACAUUACCAACAAGGUGGGAGUUAUGACAUAAUAAAUAAAGUAGGUGGAGAUAAUGACUUGCAAGCUAAGCUUACACAAAAUCACAGAGAAAUAGAAGAAGCUAAAC